Molecule: messenger RNA, 1342 nt
Organism: Salmo salar (Atlantic salmon)
Lineage: Eukaryota; Metazoa; Chordata; Actinopteri; Salmoniformes; Salmonidae
Source: RefSeq, a predicted model, not a curated record
CCCCUGGAGCCCUGCAGCGAGUCAACGAACAACUACCCGAGUGAGAGGAAACUCCCGUCUGUGUGUCUGUCACGCUGAACGAAAACAAACGUGUUGGACUGAGUUGCGCGCACGCUGUUGAAAUAAACGAGGCAACAAUGUCUGAGGGAAUUAUCACCAGAAUUAGUCUUCUUCUGCUCAUCAUCAGCUCGACAAUGGCCCAGGACUGUUCCGAUCCCUGUGAUUGCCCGUCGGACCCCCCUCCAUGCCCGUUUGGUACCAGCCUGGUUCUGGAUGGCUGUGGUUGCUGUAAGGUGUGUGCCAGACAAGCCGGUGAGCCCUGUACCCUCCUGGAGCCAUGUGACCACCACAAGGAGCUUUACUGUGAUUAUGCAAUGCUGAGUGACACUGAGCACGGCAUCUGCAUGGCCCAGGAAGGCCAGACGUGUGACCUGGGAGGGGUCAUCUACCGCAGUGGAGAGACCUUUCAGCCCAGCUGCAAGCACCAGUGUGUCUGUAUGAACGGAGAGAUUGGCUGCGUACCAACCUGUGCCAACAGCGUGCUGCUGGCCUCUCCAGAUUGCCCAUACCCACACCGCAUCCAGAUCCCUGGGAAGUGCUGUGAGGAGUGGGUGUGUGAUCAGAGUCCUCAGGACAACCCUUAUCAGUCAGCCAUGGCUGGAUCUGAAAUUCACCCCUUGGUCUCUUCUUCCCCUCUGUCAGUCUACAGAGAGGAGUCAGCCCACGGGCCGGUCCCGGCGGAGAGCCCCAGGGAGAACUGCAUCGUCCAGACCACCAAAUGGGACGAGUGCUCGGCCACCUGCGGCAUGGGCGUGUCGUCCCGCGCCACCAAUGACAACGAGCGGUGCCAGCUGGAGAGACAGACUCGUGUCUGUAUGAUCCGGUCCUGCCACGUGGAGCAAGAGAAGGACAUCAAGAGGGGGAAGAAGUGCGUACGGACCCCUAAGUCCCCACGCGGAAUUCGUUUCUCUCUGUCAGGCUGCAGCAGCAGCAGGAUCUACAAGCCCAAGUUUUGUGGUGUGUGUACGGACGGGCGCUGUUGCACGCCCCACACCACCAUCACCGCCGAGGUGGAGUUCCACUGCCCCGAGGGAGACACCUUCAGACGCAAGAUGAUGUUCAUCAAGACGUGCUCCUGCCACCACGACUGUCCACGAGACAAUGACAUCUUCCUGGCUUCGCACACACGCAGAAUGAUCGGGGACUAUGACAACGAUAUGUAACCGACAUGGCUGCCAUACGCACUGCACAGAUAACAUUACAUAUACAUACAUAUACACACACACACACACACACACACACACACACACACACACACACACACACACACACACACACACAC